AUGUCGUGCACUUUUGUCCCGGUCUCCCCCUCCAGCGAUUUCUCUCUGCAGAACCUGCCGUUUGGCAUCUUCUCGACGGCGUCUACUCCGGCGCGCGUGGGCGUGGCCAUCGGCGAGUACGUGCUCGACCUGACGGCGCUUUCCAAGCACGGUCUGUUCUCGCACAUCUCUGAUCUGCAGGCCGAGGCGGUCUUCAGCCAGCCCUCGCUGAACGCAUACAUGGCGCUGGGACGGCCGGUGUGGGUCGCUGUUCGCGCUGCGCUGCAGGAGUUCCUGACCAACUCUGCGCACCCCGCCCGCUCCGUGUCGGUCUCGGACGUGGCCGUGGAGCAGUCCUCGGUGACGAUGCACCUGCCGGCCAAGAUCGGCGACUACACAGAUUUCUACGCGUCGCGCGAGCACGCGACGAACGUGGGAGUGAUGUUCCGCGGCAAGGACAAUGCGCUGAUGCCCAACUGGACGCAUCUGCCGGUGGGCUACCACGGACGGGCGUCGUCGGUGGUGGUGUCGGGCACGCCUCUGAGGCGGCCGAACGGGCAGCGGCGCCCGGAUGCGACGAAGCCGCCUGUGUUUGGCCCGUCUGUGCGCGUGGACUAUGAGCUCGAGAUGGCGCUGUUUGUGGGCCCUGGCAAUGAGCUCGGCGAGCCGCUGACGAUGGCGCAGGCCGAGGAGCGCAUGUUUGGCGUUGUGCUGAUGAACGACUGGAGCGCGCGCGAUAUCCAGGCCUGGGAGUACGUGCCGCUGGGCCCGUUCCUGGGCAAGAACUUUGGCACCACGAUCUCGCCCUGGGUCGUCACCAUGGAGGCGCUCGAGCCGUUCCGUGUUGCGCAGCCGGCUCAGGAUCCUGAGCCCCUGCCCUACCUGCGUGACUCGACCAGCUCGGGCUACGACAUCCAGCUCAAGGUGGAGAUCAAGCCGAGCGGCUCGGACGAGUACUAUGCGCUGACCAACUCGAACCUCAAGUACAUGUACUGGUCGCUGAAGCAGCAGCUGACCCACCACGCCAUCAACGGGUGCAGCAUGCAGCCGGGUGACCUGCUGGGCACCGGCACCAUCAGCGGACCCACCGAGGACAGCUUCGGGUCGAUGCUCGAGCUGUCGUGGUCUGGCAAGAACGACAUCAAGCUGGGCGACUCGGGCCUCACGCGCAAGUUCGUUGAUGACAACGACGAGGUCCGGGUCACCGGCUUCUGCCAGGGCGACGGCUUCCGGGUCGGCUUUGGCGAGUGCGUUGGCCAGAUCCUGCCGGCCAAGCAGCUCGACUUACACCUGCUGAAGCAUCGCAAGAACGGCACGGACGGAUUCACCGCCUUCCAGCUCACAGCAAAUUUCCUGUACCGCGAGCUGCCGGUGCGAAUUGGCCAGACGAUCAACGGCCUGGAGCAGAAUCCGUCGCCGUACAAGAUUGGCAAAGUGCCACAGCUGCGCACACUGCUGGAGCGAUACACCGACGACCUCACGCUGCUGGUAAGCCAGACACCAGCACCCAGCACACCAGACAAUAACACCCAGUUCGUCAAUGCGCUGCGGCGGUUGAAGGGUCGGUACCGGGAACACAUGUGGACCAUGGCGCAGGGCCUGCGCGAGCUGUCGGCAGCCAUCCGCGACGAGAAUCCUGACAUUGUGCCGAAAUUUCUGCGGCCCUCGGCGGCGCGGCGGCGGCGAAUGGGUGGGAAGGCGCCGCAUCACCUGUCAUCAACACUGGCGUACCCCGACCUGUCGGCGCCGAUGGCCUAUCUGGCACCCAGCGGCAAAAUGGUGAUGACCGAUCCCGCCGCAUGGUCGGCGAGCGGUGAGCCGGCGCAGCCGCAGCAGUGGGCGGCCAACCGGGUGUGCAGCGAGUUCUGCAACGAGCCGCAGUGCCGCAACCCGCGGCUCUGGGACGGCGACUCGACGCGGCGGUGCGCCGAGAACCAGACACGGCGGCUGUUUGACUGGGUGUACUCGAUGAGCCUGGGCACGCAGCUGCUGAUUGAGGACCACAUGUCCAUCCACGACCACGGCCGCAAUCUGGUACAGAUUAUCCAGCCGCUGGAGAUCGCCACGCGUGCCGCCCAUGACGCCAGCAUUACGUGCCAGCGGCACUACGGCUUUGCGCCGCCAGUAGUGCGUGUCAUCGCACCGCAGCCAACCACCACCACGACGUAUGUGCCGCACCACUUGUACAGCCUGCUGUUCGAGCUGCUGAAGAACGCGCUGCGGGCCACUGUUGAGACUCACCGUGGUUCAAAGUUCCCGCCUGUCAAGCUGAUCAUGGCGAGCGGCGACGAGGACGUAGCAUUCAAGGUCAGCGACGAGGGCGGCGGCAUCCCGCUGUCGCAGGUCGAUGCGAUCUGGUCGUACCUAGGCACCACCGAGCACCCGGUCGAGCCCAGCACCCGGUCCAAGACUGAUACCAUGAGCUCCAUAUCGUUCAUGAAGCACGCUGCCGACAUGCCCUUGUUUGGUGCCGGCCACAGCCUGCCGAUGGCGCGCCAGCUGGCCCGAUACUUUGGCGGCGACUUGGACUUGGUAUCGAUGGAGGGCGUAGGCACCGACUUCUACCUACACCUAUCACGUUCCAAGAACGUCGUUGAGCACAUGCCCGACAUCACCGACUUCAUGAGCACCAUGGCCAGCGACUCGCUGGCAUCGUCAUCACCCACGGUGUAGGGGCUAUUUAACUACUUGUUUCCAAUAUUGUACUGUAAAAAAAAGCUUCUUACUCGCUUGCCACUGCUGGUUCCUGCGCCCGCUGCUUCAGCUUGUUCAUCUUCUCCAUCAUCUCGCCGACACUCUCUGUGCACUCGUACAGAUCGCGCAGGCUGUCGAUGCAGACGGCCGGGUUGUCCGAGUUCUUGUUCAGGCACGCCUGGUACUUGUCGAUCGUCGGCUGGCACGACAUGCGGACCAUCUUCAUCAGAGUGACAUUCUCGUCUGUGCACUUGGUCAGCGCCUUGCGCAGCUCCAGGCAAUCAACCUUCCAUGUCUGCUCGUGUCCGUCCACGCAUGAUGCGUAUGCCUGGACGUGCUCGCCGCAGUGCUUGUUUACUUCGUCCAAUGUCUGGUCCAUUGUAGUGAUUUUGCUGUUGGAAUGUGAAGAGAGUGAAAUUGAAAUUCUUGGCAGCGAGAGAUAGAAAGCUUACGCUAAACUCUGGGAG
Molecule: messenger RNA, 3140 nt
Organism: Linderina pennispora
Lineage: Eukaryota; Fungi; Kickxellomycota; Kickxellomycetes; Kickxellales; Kickxellaceae
Product: Fumarylacetoacetase
Exons: 2
Coding region: 1-2652 (883 amino acids)
Biological process (GO): L-tyrosine catabolic process; homogentisate catabolic process; L-phenylalanine catabolic process
Molecular function (GO): fumarylacetoacetase activity
Source: RefSeq, a predicted model, not a curated record